CUGGAUGUCCUGUUGGCGGAUGACGGCCUCGUAGUAGUGCUUCACUGCCUCUCAAGCGCCCACUGCUGCUCCCAUUCCCGGUGCUCCUCCUCAGCGCGGAGCUGGGCAGCGUCGCCGGCAAACCGCAGGGGCUCCACCUGCUGCAGCUGUUUGCCGCCGUCCAGCGCGACGGCGAGCUUUUGACGGCGGCGUUGCUCCUCGACGUUGAUGAGGAUGUAAAGGCUGCCGAGGACCUGCAGCGCACCACACAGCAGACAGACAGACAGACGGACGGACAGAGGGCGAGACACGGAGACAUGAGAAGUGCGUGCUGGUCUAUGUGAGCUGAACACGUGCUCUGCUCACCGCUCCGGCUCCCGCUAGAAGAAACCACCAAAUGGCACCUCCUGCCGUCUCCGGCUUGCGGAGGUGGGGGGAAGCUGUCGCCAUGGCUGCUCCUUGGGUGGUGGUCCGCGCCUGUCGCUUGCGGAGGUGGGGGGAAGCCGUCGCCAUGGCUGCUCCUUGGGUGGCCAUCCGCGCCUCUUUGUUCUGAGCGAGACAGAUAUUGACCAGAGGCAUGAGCGCGUGUCUGUGUCUGUUCGUCUUCUCUUAUCCCUGUGUCGACGAUGCUCCUUGGGUGGCCAUCCGCGCCUCUUUGUUCUGAGCGAGACAGAUAUUGACCAGAGGCAUGAGCGCGUGUCUGUGUCUGUUCGUCUUCUCUUCUCCCUGUGUCGACGAUGCUCCUUGGGUCCGCGUCGGUUGCGGUGCCACCUCUUCUACCUCGCUGGCGUUGUCGUGC
Messenger RNA from Vitrella brassicaformis, 778 nucleotides. The record is from the annotation of a GenBank genome assembly. Lineage: Eukaryota; Vitrellaceae.